CAAAACCCCCCCUUUCUUUUUUCUCUUCUUCUUUUCUUCUUCUUCUUUUCUUCUUCUUCCAUUCUCCUCCUCCUCAAUGCUUCCCUCCGCCGAUCUCCGCCCUCCCUUCUCCCUUUUCAGACCCUACAUCGCCUCCUCCAUCAUCCGUCGGCUUCCGACUGCUGCGUCCGCUGAUUCCUUCUCGAUCCGAUUCUCUCCUCCGCUUCUCUGACUCCUCCAAUUCACCUUCGCGGAUCCUGUUUCCGGCAUCUUCUCCUUCAUUCAACCCGGGGAGUUUUCUAGAUUGUUUUUAGUCCCUAACGGAUUUUCAACUGUCUUCUCUUUUUAACCGUCGAUUUCAGGAGUUUUGUUUUUGUUUUUGUUUUUGUUUUACACGUAGCUUAAUCUUCUUUUCUAUUCUUGGGAGGGGGAUUUUAUUUUAUUGUGUGUUCCAUGAGUUGUAUAUCCGGCUGACUUUUGUAAGAAUUUUAGUUUGAGAGAUGGAUCUUUAAGCCACAACUUGGAGUUCUUGAUGUUCUGAUUCUACUUGGAGUUUGGAGUUGAGGAGUAUUUUAGGACUGCUGAGUGUUGUUUGAAUUAAAUCCGAGUUAUGGAGGAACGGAACGUUUGUAGAAUGAAUACGGGGAUGUCGGAUGAGGUUCUUGGCUGUGUAAUGCCCUAUAUUCAUGACCCCAAAGAUCGUGACGCUAUCUCUCAGGUUUGCCGGAGAUGGCACGAACUGGAUGCGCUUACUCGCAAGCACGUUACCAUCGCUCUUUGCUACACCACCACGCCUGAACGGCUACGACGGCGGUUUGUCCAUCUCAAAUCCUUGGAAUUGAAGGGCAAACCCAGGGCGGCGAUGUUUAAUUUGAUACCGGAGGAUUGGGGAGGGUUUGUGACCCCUUGGGUGAAAGAGAUUGCUGAUUCUUUCAAUUGCUUGAAGUAUCUCCACUUCCGCCGUAUGAUUGUCGUCGAUUCGGAUCUGGAGGUUCUUGCUCGUGCACGUGGCCAUGUUCUUCACUCGCUUAAACUCGACAAGUGCUCUGGAUUCUCCACAGAUGGACUAUUUCAUAUUGGACGAUCCUGCAGGAAUUUAAAAACGUUGUUUCUGGAGGAGAGCUCAAUAGAUGAGAAAGAUGGGGAAUGGCUACACGAACUUGCGACCAACAACACAGUUCUUGAAACGUUGAAUUUUUACAUGACAGAUCUUGUCAAAGUCAGAUUUCAAGAUCUUGAACUUAUAGCCAGAAACUGCCGUUCCUUAAUUUCUGUGAAAAUUAGUGAUUGUGAAAUCCUUGAUCUUGUGGGGUUCUUUCGAGCUGUUGGUUCUUUGGAGGAAUUUUGUGGAGGUUCCUUCAAUGAUCAACCAGAGAGGUAUGCUGCUGUAGCCUUGCCACAGAGUCUCCGCAGUUUGGGUCUUUCAUACAUGGGAAGGAAUGAAAUGCCAAUAGUCUUCCCUUUUGCAAACCUACUCAAGAAGUUGGACCUCUUGUAUGCUCUCCUUCAUACGGAGGACCAUUGUACUUUGAUUCAGAGAUGCCCCAACUUAGAAGUGCUUGAGACUAGAAACGUCAUUGGAGAUAGAGGGUUAGAAGUACUUGCACGGCAUUGUAAGAAACUUAAAAGGCUUAGAAUUGAGCGAGGGGCUGAUGAGCAGGGAUUGGAGGACGAGGAAGGGCUUGUUUCACAAAGAGGAUUGAUUGCUUUGGCUCAAGGCUGUCUGAAACUGGAAUACUUGGCUGUCUAUGUAUCCGAUAUCACAAAUUAUUCUCUCGAGUGCAUCGGCAGGUACUCGAAAAAUCUCUGCGAUUUUCGCCUCGUCCUGCUUGAUCGAGAAGCGAGUAUAACAGAUUUGCCACUUGACAAUGGAGUUCAAGCUCUGUUGAGAGGGUGUUCUGAAAAACUGAGAAGAUUUGCAUUGUAUCUUCGGCCUGGUGGAUUGACGGACGUUGGUCUUGGUUACAUAGGGAGGUACAGCCGAAAUGUAAGAUGGAUGCUUCUUGGUUAUGUGGGGCAGUCUGAUGCUGGGCUGUUGGAAUUCUCUCGCGGCUGUCCCAGCCUGCAGAAGCUUGAGAUGAGAGGCUGUUGCUUUAGUGAGCAUGCAUUGGCAGCCUCCGUCAUGCAACUCACUUCCCUCAGGUACCUCUGGGUUCAAGGCUACAGAGAGUCCUCCUCAGGCCGUGAUCUUCUGGCAAUGGCACGCCCGUUCUGGAACAUCGAAUUGAUUCCAUCGAGACGAGUCGUGGUGGCUGAUCAAGUCGGGGGUAGGGUGGUGGUUGAGCAUCCUGCACAUAUACUGGCAUACUACUCCCUAGCAGGGCCAAGAACCGAUUUUCCAGACAGUGUCGUGCCGCUAGAUUCAUCGUCCUUGAUCGCUGCAUAGAGCAUGGCUGUACAUACAACAACAUCAACAACAACAACAACAUCGACCUCUCCUUUCUUCUUGCUACCUCCCCAUUUUGGCACGUCCUGUUUAUAGAAUUCAGUUAGGAAUGUGUUUCGAAUGUGAUUUUGUUGUGGUCGUAUAGACAGACAGAUAGACAGACAAACAAAGACGAUUUUAAUGUUGUAAUAAGGCUGUGUUUUUUGUUAUGGAACCAUGAUGAUGAUGAUUAUGAUGGAAGGCAGUUUGACUGUUUAUGCAAAGACUUUCCCUUUCCCUUU
Messenger RNA from Cucurbita moschata (crookneck pumpkin), 2646 nucleotides. RefSeq names its product coronatine-insensitive protein 1-like. The record is from RefSeq and is a predicted model, not a curated record. Lineage: Eukaryota; Viridiplantae; Streptophyta; Magnoliopsida; Cucurbitales; Cucurbitaceae. Gene Ontology annotation, biological process: SCF-dependent proteasomal ubiquitin-dependent protein catabolic process. The coding region runs from base 590 to 2365 and encodes 591 amino acids. Gene Ontology annotation, cellular component: SCF ubiquitin ligase complex. Gene Ontology annotation, molecular function: protein binding. The transcript has 3 exons.